This is a messenger RNA of Trichoderma breve, 1908 nucleotides long. Its product is annotated as alkyl sulfatase dimerization domain-containing protein. Bases 1 to 1908 code for a protein of 635 amino acids. NCBI's taxonomy places the organism in Eukaryota, Fungi, Ascomycota, Sordariomycetes, Hypocreales, Hypocreaceae. Gene Ontology annotation, molecular function: linear primary-alkylsulfatase activity; protein dimerization activity. The transcript has a single exon. The record is from RefSeq and is a predicted model, not a curated record. Gene Ontology annotation, biological process: dodecyl sulfate metabolic process.
AUGAACCCUAAUAACCACGACUUUGAGUUCGCCCAACGCGGGCUGGUAGCACCUUUACAGGAUCCAAUAAUCCAUUCAGACAACGAGGAGAUAGUUGUCUGGAAUGCGCAAGCUUAUGAUUUCCUUGAGAGCGAUUGUCCCGAAACUGCCAAUCCCUCUCUAUGGAGACAGGGCCAGCUCUGCAGCACCACGCCUGGUCUCUAUCAUGUUGUUGACGGUGUUUAUCAAGUACGCGGGCUUGACUUGGCCAACAUGAGUAUUGUUCAAGUCCCUAAUACAAAUAAAAUCAUCAUUGUCGACUGCUUGACCUCUAUUGAAACCGCGCGCAAAGCAGUUGAGCUAUACCAGGAGUACCAUGAAACUCAACAUGGCCACAAACCUGAAAUUAUCGCUCUUCUGUAUACCCAUUGCCACGCCGACCAUUUUGGUGGCGCACAGGCCGUCAUAGAACUUGCAAAUAACCCGGAUCUUCGAAUUGUUGGUCCAGACGGCUUUCUCAAACACGCAGUGAGCGAGAAUGUGUACGCAUGGGCAGCAAUGUCCCGUCGGGCCAUUUACAUGUAUGGAGAAGCAUUGGAUAAAUCGCCCACCGGCCAGAUCGGCUGUGGCCUUGGACAGGCUUUGUCCGUGGGGGCAAGCAGCUUAGUUGCACCAAAUCAGAUUAUUACAAAAGAUGGUGCGCUCAGGCCAGGCAUUCAGGGCUUGGAGAUUGUCUGCCAAUUGACGCCGGGUACGGAAGCUCCUGCGGAAGUAAACUUCUUCUUCCCGGGUUACUCUGCUCUCUGCAUGGCUGAGAACGCAACCCAUACGCUGCACAAUAUCCAGACGCUGCGAGGUGCGCCAGUUCGUGAUGCUCGACUUUGGUCACGGUACCUUGAUGAAUCCAUCACUCUAUUUGGACACAAGACCGAUGUGGUGUUCGCCACCCACCAUUGGCCCACCUGGAAGCAAGGUGACGAAGAUUUAGUCAACAUCUUCCUAUCAGAACAGCGCGACUACUAUGCCUAUCUUCAUAAUGAAACGCUUCGAAUGAUGAAUAAUGGCAGUACUCCCGUGGAAAUUGCAGAAGAGAUUCAAACACCUCCAAACUUGGCUUCGCGGACAAAUCUGCGCGGCUACUAUGGCUCUGUCAGUCACAACGUCAAAGGAAUCUACGACAAGUAUAUGGGCUUCUUUGAUGGCAACCCGGCAAAUCUAUGGAAGCUCCCUCCUAUCGAAGAGGCAACCGAGUACGUUCAGUCCAUGGGAGGAAGUGACAAAGUUUUGCAGCUGGCCCGAGAUUACCAGGCCCGCAAAAACUUGCGUUUCGCAGCAACUCUUUUAAACCACCUUAUUUUCUCACAGUCUCCCAAUCAAGACGACGCAAAGUCUGUGCUAGCCGAGGUCUAUCAACAGUUGGGAUAUGGGGCAGAAAAUGGUACCUGGCGCAAUUUUUAUCUUGUUGGAGCUUACGAGUUGAGAAACGGAUCUCAGCCAGUGCCCAAUACAAUGGAUUCCCAGUCUCUGAUGGCUCUUAGUCUAGAGCAACUGUUUGACACGCUUGCCAUACGUCUGUAUGGGCCAGAUGCGAGUAAACAUGCUGGUGUCACCAUCGAUUUCAUGGUGCAAGGCAUGCCGAAACGAUUAGAAACGACAAAGGUCGGGUGGCAUGUAAGGCUAAGCAACGGUGCCAUGACUGGACACGCCGUCCCAUAUGCGUCUCCUCCGGAGCCCCGGGAUAAGGACGUCGGACUUACGGCAUGGACCGACCACAAGACUCUCGUUCAGAUAGUUGGGAGUGCAGCAGCCGGUAUGCCCACCAAGCUCGACCAAUAUGACCUUAUUACUGUGGGCGACACCGAGAACUGGGAUGUCAUUACGUCUUUCGUUCAAGUUCCUGACUCCGCGUUUAACAUCGUCACACCCUGA